Messenger RNA from Striga hermonthica, 624 nucleotides. Lineage: Eukaryota; Viridiplantae; Streptophyta; Magnoliopsida; Lamiales; Orobanchaceae. The record is from the annotation of a GenBank genome assembly.
AUGGCUUUCACCGUGACGAUGCUUUCAUGGGGUGUGGUGGAAUACGGGUUGCAGUUGGAGGCGGAGGGUGAGCUUAGGAAUGCACUGUCGUCCAUAAAAUGGGGUACGGACUACCUGAUAAAGGCCCACCCGGAGGCGAAUGUGCUGUAUGGGGAGGUGGGAGACGGCUUGUCGGACCAUGCAUGUUGGCAGAGGUCGGAGGAUAUGACCACACCACGGAUUGUAUACAGGAUUGACGAGCACCACCCUGGGGCCGACCUCGCCGGUGAAACUGCCGCCGCCUUUGCCUCUGCUGCCAUUGCUUUUCGCUUUCUCAACCCGAACUACUCUUCUCAGCUUCUCGCCCAUGCUAAACAGUUAUUCGAAUUUGCAACAACACAUACCGGUCUGUACCAAAAUAGCAUAACAGUAGCUGCCCAAUUCUAUUCAAGCAGUGGCUACGAGGAUGAACUAUUGUGGGCUGCUGCCUGGCUUCACAGGGCCACCAACGAUAAUGCAUACCUCUAUUAUAUCUCAGAGUCACCAAAUAAUGGGGGCACCAGAAAAAUGUUCUCUUGGAACGACAAAUUUGUCGGCGCUCAAGUUCUUGUCGCAAAGGUACCUUCCAAUCUCUACAACCAUUAA